Molecule: messenger RNA, 2751 nt
Organism: Metopolophium dirhodum (rose-grain aphid)
Lineage: Eukaryota; Metazoa; Arthropoda; Insecta; Hemiptera; Aphididae
Product: PHAF1 protein CG7083
Exons: 9
Coding region: 413-1687 (424 amino acids)
Biological process (GO): Golgi to plasma membrane protein transport
Cellular component (GO): trans-Golgi network
Source: RefSeq, a predicted model, not a curated record
ACGCGACCGAGUUGUAUAAUAUUAUACGCUAAAUAGGUAUAUGCCCGCCGUAGUAGCAGUUUGUGUUUUUUAAUAGGCUAUUUCGCAGUUAGCAGCAGCUGAUUUAUUUAUACACGAUAGAACUGUAUAAAAAUACGUUCGUGAAUUCACGAUCAUUUCCUCGCGCUGUUGUAAUAUUAUUAAUAAUAAUCGUUCCGUCGUUUAAAGGCCAAUCGGUCGUUUACGCAAUUUUUUUUUAUUUUCACUAAUCUUUUUUGUUGUUGUCCAAACGGACUUCGUCGGCAAUGCUCCUAUGCCAUUGCAAUAACUCUCUCUUUCGGAGACUGACGUCCUUUUAGUGCGAUCGUAGUGUUAGCGUUUAUGGUUUUCUUUAUUUACCUUAAACAUUAGGUCAUUUGGGCGUGAGAGAAAAAUGUUAACGUUGGACGUCGUGCCCGAAAGGUCUCUGGGAUGUGAACAAUGGGAAUUCGUCCUGGGUAUGCAUUUUUGUCAAGCUGUAGCAAUAAUUCAGUCUCAAGUUGGUAUUAUAAAAGGAGUUCAAGUUUUGUAUAGUGAUAAGAACCCUUUAGAUAUUGAUCUCAUAUUAGACCUUCCUCAAGAUGGUAUUCGAUUUAUAUUUCAUCCUGUAUUUCAACGUUUAAAGAUGAUUGAAAUUGUUAACCUGAAAAAUAUUAAACUGAAAUAUUGUGGUAUGGUGUUCAAUGCUCCAGAGGUGAUGCCCACCAUCCAACAAGUGGAACAUACAUUUGGUGCUACUCAUCCUGGUGUUUUUGAUGCUGAAAAACAAACAUUUACAUUAAACUUUCGAGGAAUUUCAUUUUGUUUUAAUGUAGACUCUAAAUUUCAGGCUGGUAGUGCUCAGUGUGGGCUUGGAUCUUUGCAGUUUGCUAGUGGAACAUCCCCAAAUGUCAGUCGUGUUAUUAUAUUCUCUGGGAGUCCACUUCCUGGUCAAGAUAUUCUAAAUAUUCCAUCACAUCCUUUGUCUUGCUACAAAGGGUUGACUUAUUUAGAACGAUUAGAGGUUCAAAGAGAUCUUAAAAAUACCAAAGGAUUUAUGAUACAAUUAUACUUGGAAGGCUCUGGUUCAAAUCGUGGUCGUAAAGUCACUUAUAAUCGUGAAAUUAAUUUUGGAAUGUCGUGUCAAGAUGUUACUUCUAUGUUAGGCACCCCUUCGCAGAUUUUUUAUAAAUCUGAGGACAAAAUGAAAAUACAUUCACCAAAUGUUCAUAGACACAUAUCUGUUCCCAGAAGAUCGGAUUACUUUUUCAAUUAUUUUACCUUGGGUUUUGAUAUUCUUUUUGAUGCCAAAACACACAAGAUUAAAAAAUUUAUAGUGCAUACCAAUUUUCCUGGUCAUUAUAAUUUCAAUAUUUACCAUAGAUGUGAAUUCAACAUUGCUUUAACUUCAGAAAAAUCAAAAUUCAAUUUGUCCAAUGACUGUAAAAAAUAUGAUAAAAAACCAAAGCCAAUUACAGUGAAUACUUUUACCAAAUGGGACGAGAUAUCUGAAAGACUAAAACAUAGUGAAAGGCCUGUUGUGUUAAAUCGUGGAUCAUCUGAGAACUCUACAAAUCCAUUUGGAUCAACAUUUUGCUACGGUUACCAAGAUAUGGUGUUUGAAGUUAUGCAAAAUCAGCAUAUUGCUUCUAUAACAUUUUAUAAAAGUGACAUUGAAGAUGAUGUAUGACGAAAAUUAGUCGCCACAUCCUACCCAGUGGCCUUAAUGUGUUUUUAUAACCAAUCAGUCUCUUACCAUGACUAACAGUAUUUAAAAAUUCAAAAAAAUUAAUGCAUACCCAAUCAGUGUACAAAAAAAAAACUUAUUAAAUUUAAAUAUCUAUAUAUGUGUACACGAUAUGUAAUCGUAUGUGGCAUAUUUAGUUUGAGACUAAAACAUAUAAUUUGAAUGGUCCCAUACAACAAGUUUAAAAAGUAUGAAGUCAAGUUUCAUUAAAAAUAGAAUGUUAAGGUUUUCCAAAUAUUUUGGGGAAAAAAAAAAUGUGUUCAAAUAGUUUUUAAUUUAAAAUAUAAUUUUAUGUAUAUACUUAGCAAUAUAUUUUUCUUGCUAUAAAAGUUUGUUUAAAGUGUUCUUAAUAUUAUAUUUAUUUAUAUGUGUAAGCACAUCAUUAAUUGUUGUACAGUUAAUUUAAUUUACUAAAAUUAUAUUUAUUUAUUUAUAUAGAAACUUGACAAUUUUAAUUACCACUGUCUAAUUUAUUUAGUUAAUAAUUAUUUUCUAUCUAAUUUUAUUUUAAUAUUUAUUAAUUUAGCCAAAACUACUUAAGUAGAUAAUUUAACAUACAUUUUAACAAGUGCGAAGUAUGAUCUCAAACAAAAUAAUGUCACAUAAAAAUAUUUUUUGUUAGUAAGUGCAGGUUCCACAUUUUUUUCAUUCAAAUUAUACAACUAAAGUAAUUGAGUGAUCUACAGCUUUAACAAACUUAUAUUUAUAUAUUUUAAAUGUCCUAAAUUAUUCAUUGUAAUCGAAUUUAGAUAAAAUUUGUUUCUCUAAAAUAUGUUCCCACAAUCUCUAAAUAUAUCAAAAUCUUCAAUGUUGUGAUACCAAUAGUACAUGUAAUUAAAUUGUAUAACUUUAAAUUUACUUAUAUAUAUAUAUAUAUUUUUUUUUUAUCAAAUAGUAUAUUAGUUAUUAGUAAACAUUUUGUAAGACUUAAAAUAUGAACUAUUCCAGGAUUCGUUACCACAAUACAGAGUAUUUUUGAUGUUUAUAAAACAUAUACAUUCCAUUAU